AUGUCAUGUGGUGAGGUAAGAUGCACUUUGGAAGAACGAUGGCGCCAUUAUAAUCCACAACAUGUCAUGUGGAAUACCACGUACCUGUCUUCCCUUCGUGAUGAAGCUGCGGUACUAAACCAUGCCGUUCUCUCCGGCAUGCCAUCAGAGAACCCUAUCUUCGUUUCAAAAGCCGAGGAUUUUGAAAACCUACAGCAUUCAGAGCACUCGAAAAUAUUCAACAAGGGGACAAACUUUGCAUCCUCCGUGGUGUGUACUGUUGGGGCCAAAGUCAUGUUUCUCACAAAUAGCAUGCUGAGCGAGAGAGGAAUCUCUAACGGCUCUAUUGGUGUUAUUACUAAUUUGUUACCCGACGACGAAGUUGAGGCUGCAUUUCCCACUAAAGACGGUAUCCAAGUCUUGCACUUGCACAAAACUCCGUCGUACUUCCAGACAAAUGGGGUGGAAUACAAACGUGUACAGCUUCCAAUCAUCAAUGCAUUUGCGUUGACAAUCCAUAAGGUUCAAGGUCUGUCACUGCCAGAUGUUACCGUCGCCUUGAAUUCUAAUAUCUUCUCUGACGGACAAGCAUAUGCGGCAUUGAGUAGAGGAAAGGAUCUCGAGCAUUUGUACUUGACCCACUGUGAUCUUGAAGCUAUCAAGGCAGACCCAGAAGCAAUAGCUGAAUACGAAAGACUGGAAGCUAAGGCAGAACAACUCAAUACACCACAUUCUCACUGA
Molecule: messenger RNA, 720 nt
Organism: Metarhizium robertsii ARSEF 23
Lineage: Eukaryota; Fungi; Ascomycota; Sordariomycetes; Hypocreales; Clavicipitaceae
Product: P-loop NTPase superfamily protein
Exons: 2
Coding region: 1-720 (239 amino acids)
Source: RefSeq, a predicted model, not a curated record